This is a messenger RNA of Aspergillus tanneri, 1050 nucleotides long. RefSeq lists its product as uncharacterized. The transcript has 2 exons. Bases 1 to 1050 code for a protein of 349 amino acids. NCBI's taxonomy places the organism in Eukaryota, Fungi, Ascomycota, Eurotiomycetes, Eurotiales, Aspergillaceae. The record is from RefSeq and is a predicted model, not a curated record.
AUGGCCUAUCCACGAUCUCCUUUCUCGACUUCUUCCUCCGCUUCCUCUCCUUCGCUCUAUCCAUCGUCUUACAGUUCCGUCCACUCGCCGCCGUUACUCAAUACCAAUCUCUCCUCGUCCUCCUGGUCGCCUUCCUAUCGUGGUACGCAGGACCAGUUAGACUCUCUCAUUGCCAGACACGGCCACCCCACCAGGGUUUCGCUGUCUUCCCUCGAGGAAUUGACAGCAACCUGCUCAACAUAUAACCCUCCGUCCCCUUCUUCUUCUUCCCCUGUCUCCGAAACUGCCGAUUCCCUCGACGCUCUCACCCUCUCCCGCACCGUAUCAAGACCGAUCCCCAUUCCAAAGCCAUCUCACCACGUACUUGACAACGACCUACCCGUCACUCCUCUAACGGGCCGCUUCGACAAAGGAUACUACUUCGCCCACCGUGAUCAGUCACCCGACAGGUUUCGAGAUCGCCACAACCGUAGACGAACUAGUCGUCGAUCACCCCGUUCAUCUUCCACCAGGAUGCGUUCAGACAGCUCCACCUUCUACUCUCCGGUCAUGUCACCUUCCAUGUCGCCCUCCGGACGUUCCUCGCCGCAGCCCACACGGGCUCGACCGCAGAACACCUCCAAGUCGGCCCCGACCUUCCAUCUGGGCAAUCUACCGAGGUUCCAUCCAGCAGUCUACCAGCCGUCCACCAGUUCCCAGAAUCUUCCCGGGCAACAACAUAUCUACCGCACCUCUUCGUCACGAGAUCCUGUAUGGCAGUACCGGGAGUUGGUGGAAGGUCCUACCAUAUCGAAGGCACCCUCUCGGCCGCUUUCACCAAGUCCAUCGGCACCUCGCUUGGACCCUCUUCGCAGCCCUGGGCCUGUUACGCCCUUAGCCCUGGAGGAUGCCAAUAGCUAUUUGAUGUCUGGCGCCCCUGCGUCCUCGGACAUCAUGGCGUCGCGUGAUCAUAAGCAUUCUGAUCCGACUCCAGACGUCGUGGAAAGACUGAUUGCCCGCGAGAAUGAGCGCACGCGACAAAAGGCCAAGAAAAACACCAAGAGUCGUUGA